CCCUAUAUAAGCUAGCACUGUUGCCCGUCAAUCAGAAAGUCGCUUGGAGAGUUUUGUCGAAUUAUUGAAUGGGUUCUACGGCUGUUUUCUUAGAGAUGAAAUAGAUAACGUUUUUCUGUUUUCUCCUGUAGGUUGUGCUUUUUUCAGGCGCUUCUAAGUCGUUGCAGUUUAUAUUUGUGCCUCCUGGACUUAAUGUGUGUCUAAGUGGCUAACACGGGUUAGCUUCCUGUGCUGUGUUUGUUUUGCUUACUUGGUUAUUCCGUCUCCAAGUUAGUUCACCUCUUCACCAAACUCUAACUAGUUAAAGCAGUUUUUAACAAGAAACCGACAACGAGACAGAGUUCCGGAUAAUGCUGGCUACGGGAGCGGCUGUAAGUAACGUCACAGCUCUGGCCCAAGUAGACCGGGAGAAGAUCUAUCAAUGGAUCAACGAGUUGUCCAGUCCAGAAACCAGAGAAAAUGCCUUGUUGGAGCUGAGCAAGAAACGUGAAUCUGUGCCAGACCUGGCUCCGAUGCUGUGGCACUCCUGUGGCACCAUCGCUGCUCUGUUGCAGGAAAUAGUGAACAUCUACCCAUCUAUAAACCCACCUACACUCACAGCUCACCAGUCUAACAGAGUGUGUAACGCCCUGGCACUCCUCCAAUGUGUCGCCUCACACCCAGAGACCAGGUCGGCUUUCCUCGCAGCUCACAUCCCUCUCUUCCUGUACCCCUUCCUGCACACUGUGAGCAAAACACGCCCCUUCGAAUACCUGCGUCUCACCAGCCUUGGAGUCAUAGGUGCCUUGGUCAAAACCGAUGAGCAGGAAGUGAUCAACUUCCUCCUCACUACUGAAAUAAUCCCACUGUGUCUGCGCAUCAUGGAGUCCGGAAGCGAACUCUCCAAGACGGUUGCAACUUUCAUCCUGCAGAAGAUCCUGCUGGACGACACAGGACUGGCGUACAUCUGUCAGACCUACGAGCGAUUCUCCCACGUGGCCAUGAUCCUCGGCAAAAUGGUGCUGCAGCUCUCCAAAGAGCCUUCAGCUCGUCUGCUCAAGCACGUCGUCCGCUGCUACCUGCGCCUGUCGGACAACCUCAGAGCCCGCGAGGCGCUGCGCCAGUGUCUGCCCGACCAGCUGAAGGACAGCACCUUCGCCCAGGUGCUGAAGGACGACACCACCACCAAGCGCUGGCUGGCGCAGCUGGUGAAGAACCUGCAGGAGGGCCAGGUCACCGACGCCCGCGGCAUCCCGCUGGCCCCCCAGUGAGCGCUGCCGCUGCCGCCACCGCCACCGCUGCACACGGUGCAGCUUCUCCAUGGCCAAACGUGGCGCUAAGACUGUCUGCCUACUCUGAAUACAAGGAGGAUUGUUUAGGAUUUUUUUGUUUUAGGUGAAUUUAAUGGAAUUUUUCUGGAAAUCUUCUGUUCUUUUAAGAGCCAAGAGACCCCAGGUUUUCAAAACGGAGGCUGAUGUUCACUGUACUUUAGACAAACUACUCAAAACUGGUUCAAGUUUUUAUGAAGGAUAUUUCAGGAUCUGCUGUCAGUGCUAGUAUUUUUAAGCAGUUAUCUAUACUGUAAAUAACAAGGAACAAAUAGCUUUUUAUCGCAGUCUAUGAAAGGUGUUUCCCUGCUGUUGAGAACAUUUAGAAUGCUGAUUCAAACCAGAACCGCCUGUCGAUCUCGGCCCGUUGAAAAUCUGCCUCUGCUCUGCUCUCCUCUCGCCGUCUCUCUUUCUGCAACAUUCCAGUCGACACGGAUACUUCUGGCUUCACAGGUUUUAUUUUUUUUCCAAGUGUCUGUUCACUGACCUCAUGCAGUUACAUGCAACAGUGCGUUUCUCUGGAUUCUUGCAUAUUUCACUGGCUUAGUUUUGUUUUGCUGUUUUUUUGGGGGGGAUAUUUGUACAAAAACAAAGAUUGUUCUGGGUUCAAUCUCAGGAGUUGAGCUGGAGUUGAAGUGUUUCACAAAUAAACUGUUUUCCACUCAA
This is a messenger RNA of Salarias fasciatus (jewelled blenny), 1973 nucleotides long. It is a transcript of the gene cnot9, whose product is annotated as CCR4-NOT transcription complex subunit 9. Lineage: Eukaryota; Metazoa; Chordata; Actinopteri; Blenniiformes; Blenniidae. Gene Ontology annotation, cellular component: CCR4-NOT complex. Bases 351 to 1250 code for a protein of 299 amino acids. Gene Ontology annotation, biological process: mRNA catabolic process. The record is from RefSeq and is a predicted model, not a curated record. The transcript has 8 exons.